Moneuplotes crassus is the source of this 2303-nucleotide messenger RNA. The record is from the annotation of a GenBank genome assembly. Lineage: Eukaryota; Ciliophora; Spirotrichea; Euplotida; Euplotidae.
AUGGAGAAAAUUGUCGAGAUUCUUAAACUUACAUACCGAACAAAAUCAGAUGUCGAUAUAUUACUACCCCUAAUGAAGCAGAUAGAAUUCUUUAAGUCAAGCAAGAUCAGUGAGCAAGAGCUAGGUUUUAUCUGUAAGAAGUUGAACCACCUCUUUGUGCCAGAAGGAAAAGAUGUCAUUACGUAUGGGGAAUAUGGGUCAGAGUUUUAUAUUAGUCUUGAUGGCAAAGUUGAUGUGUUGAUACCCAAGUCGAAGGAGGAACAGAAGGAAGAAGAAAAAGAGAGCAAGCAGUCAGUAACCCCUCAAAAGGCUAAGUCAAAAGCUCCAGUCAGAAGGCAAAUGCAUCUGUCAGCAGAAAGUGGACAAGUGAAACGGAAAAGUACGAAAUUGGAUGUUAGUGGGGAUGGGAAGGAUAAAUCUGAUCCAAGAAUAUUCACUAACAAAGAAAUACCGUACAACAAAGUUGCUCAGCUUCCUCCAGGAGUUGGUUUUGGAGAAUUAGCUCUAAUCUCCAAAAAUAGCAAGAGGGCUGCUACUAUUCGAGCAGCUACAGAUUGCAACUUUGCAGUGCUUGAGAAACAAGAUUAUCAGCAAAUCUAUGGAAAAUAUGAAGAAAAAAUCCUGAACCAGAAGAUAGACUUCUUGAAAUCAAUUCCUAUAUUUAAGCAUGCAACAAGAGAUUCCAUGAAGAAGUUAACUCCAUUUUUACUCGAGAAAGAGUAUAAGAAAGGCCAGUUUGUGUUUAAAGAAGGAGAUAAAAUUGAUAAUACAGAUGAACACAAUCCUACCUCCCCAAGUUAUACCGCAAAGCAUAAAAAUAUGGAUAUAUUUUUGAUAAGACAAGGAGAAUUUGAAAUUUCUAGCAAAGGCCUGAAACUAAAUGCUAAAAAGCCCAGCGUCAGCAUGAACCAGCCUCAGUCAUACACAAUCUUGGGUCCUGGAAACUUCCUGAACGACUCCUUGAUCUUCCAGCCUGCGACCCCUUCAACUUGUUCCACUACAGAAGAGUUCCUUAACGCAAAAUGAAUAUCUACCAAAGGCCUCUGCUAUAUUAUUAAAUUUAAUGAGCUCUACAAAAGUAUUAAGAAAACCAACUCUUUAAAACUGUUUGAGGAAACUGCUAAGCAUAAGAUACAACAUAACGAGGAGGUGGUCAAGGCGAGGAUAGACUUCAUGGCCAAAUGCGAAAGUUACAUGCACAAGCUUAGAGCUAAUGAACAAUUAAUAAGCAUCUUUGCUAAAGGCAAGAAGGGAAUUCAGAAACUUAAGAAUGAACAGUUCUUUAAGAAGAAAUUUUGGAGAGAGACUAUCCAUUUUAGAGAGGAUUUGGAAGAGGAGAAGGAGGAUGUUAAGGAUCCUCAGAAGGGGAUUUUUACAGCGAAUGCGUUUUUGGAGGAUUGUGAGAGUGGGAAGUUUGAAGGAUCUACAUUCAAUUUUUCAAGGAGAAGUCAGCAGAGGGAUAUUAAGACUUUGAAAAGUAUUAGCAGACCUAAAACGGGGAAUAGGACAUCUAUGAUUCAACAGCCAAGACAUAUGAAGCAGUUAGUGAAAUUCUUGAAUAGUUCUAUUAACUCAACAAGAGAAACCUUAGCGAACAGGAACAAUAACUCUGCAUCUCUUCAACAGACUUGAUACAAAGACGAAUCACUUAAUAAAGCAAAAUACAAGUCUAGAAUAAUCCGAAAAAGAAGCCAAAUUAAAAGCGGCUUUAUGAUUUUUAAUAACAUGCAAAGCUCAAUCACCAAAGCUCCUUCAUUUAACGAGACAUCAGUAGAGAACUUCACAUUCAUCGGAAGCCCAGGCAAGAAUAAAAUAAAUCUUACCAAGAGUGAAUUCUCUCCGUCUAAUAACCGAGAGAUAAAGACUCCCAAUCAUAGAAUAAGUUAUGCUCAAAGGAAUUUGAAGAAAAGGAUUGGAUACAAAAGAGUCAUUUCAAAGUCUAAAAUCCUUAUGAAAAAUAUCCCAACUAAUACCCAAAUUAUAUUAGAAAGGACUAAGCAAAGACAAAAAAUCAAGGGCCAGCCCAUGGCUUCCCAGUUCAAGUCUACUACCAGGAAGAAAGUAAGAAUGCAUCAGAAGCGCAAAAAUUCAGUGUCCUUAAUACACUCAGGGUGAUUUCAGAAAGGAAGUUUGACUAGGAAAGAAAGUUCAGAAUAUUCUGAAAUCACAAAUAAUUCUAGGAAGAAAGCAAAGAAUGUUAUAGCAAGUGGACAACUGAUCCAAAUGAUUAAUUCUGUACUUCCUGUAAGGAAGAACCCCUUGAUUUUGUAACUACGAUAAGCAAACAUUUUGAAGGUUUUCAA